GUACCCCACACGUGCCGUGAACGUUUGGACCGACUGCAUGCAACACAGCUUACAGAGUUCGUAGCGCUACGAAAAUAUUUCCACGUUGAACAUAUCUCGCGUCUUGUCGUCCCUUUCUCAGCCAGGUGAAAUUUAAUAGUCCUCCGUGAAGCAUUUCGCCGAGAGGGCCGGAAUACUAGAAAAAACAAGUCACAAUGACUGAAGCCGCAGUGAACCCAAAGGCCUACCCGCUGGCUGACGCCACGCUGACCAAAACUAUCCUGGACCUGGUGCAGCAAGCCUCCAACUACAAGCAGCUGAGGAAGGGAGCUAAUGAAGCCACUAAAACCCUGAACAGAGGCAUUGCUGAGUUUAUUGUGAUGGCUGCUGAUGCUGAACCACUGGAGAUCAUCCUCCACCUGCCGCUGCUCUGUGAGGACAAGAACGUCCCGUACGUGUUUGUCCGCUCCAAGCAGGCCCUGGGUCGGGCCUGUGGGGUGUCACGCCCCGUCAUCGCUACCUCAGUCACCAUAAAGGAGGGGUCUCAGCUCAAGCCGCAGAUUCAGUCCGUUCAGAUGGCUAUUGAGAGACUGCUCGUCUGAUUUUUGUUGCAUUGUUGUGACAAAUUCUCCUUGAAAAAAGGAGGGGAAAAAAUAUUCCAGUAUGAAAAUAUGCUUGUCGUCUGUUUGAUAAAAAACAGUUAAGCAUGACAAGAAAAUAUAGAAUUUUUUUCUUUUUUACAUUUUAGGACAGUUCGUCCAGUUCAGUGUAUCAGUUUGCCAUGGCAUCUCUUGAUUCAUAAUAAAAUAAUUUUUUUAUUUAAA
Messenger RNA from Epinephelus fuscoguttatus (brown-marbled grouper), 803 nucleotides. RefSeq names its product SNU13 homolog, small nuclear ribonucleoprotein b (U4/U6.U5) (gene snu13b). The transcript is spliced from 3 exons. Gene Ontology annotation, molecular function: RNA binding. The record is from RefSeq and is a predicted model, not a curated record. Bases 195 to 581 code for a protein of 128 amino acids. Gene Ontology annotation, cellular component: precatalytic spliceosome; nucleolus; U4/U6 x U5 tri-snRNP complex. Gene Ontology annotation, biological process: ribosome biogenesis; maturation of SSU-rRNA; mRNA splicing, via spliceosome. NCBI's taxonomy places the organism in Eukaryota, Metazoa, Chordata, Actinopteri, Perciformes, Serranidae.